Messenger RNA from Hemiscyllium ocellatum (epaulette shark), 2678 nucleotides. RefSeq names its product riboflavin-binding protein-like. NCBI's taxonomy places the organism in Eukaryota, Metazoa, Chordata, Chondrichthyes, Orectolobiformes, Hemiscylliidae. Gene Ontology annotation, molecular function: riboflavin binding; riboflavin transmembrane transporter activity; signaling receptor activity. The transcript is spliced from 7 exons. Gene Ontology annotation, cellular component: external side of plasma membrane. The record is from RefSeq and is a predicted model, not a curated record. Bases 1 to 912 code for a protein of 303 amino acids.
AUGUGUAAGAAACCAGAAUUGGAAGAGAGCAAGAGUGCUUCCCGUGAACUGACAGACGCACACCCAGUCCGAGUUGAGCCAGAGAUCAUCUUCCAGUGUCCUCCCCACCGCAAGUCGGACAGAGACCCAACACCUGGGAAAGCGGCUGUGAUUCGCAGAGUCAACGCAAGUGCCAAAAUGCUGCCAUUGAUUGCUGUUAUUUUGUUGUGUGGGACUGUUAGACACCUGGAAGCAACCUGCCCAGUAACUGGAAGCCACAAAGCUGCCCCGAGCCCUGAGCCAGAUCUCCAUGACUGUCCAUUAUAUUCAAAGAAUGCUUGCUGCACAGCGAACAUAAAGGAUAAAGUGAAUACUUCACCAGAGGCUGUGUCCUGGAACCAAUGUGGACGCUUGAGCACAAAGUGCGAGCAAUUCUUCAACCAGUUGUCAUGUUUCUAUCGCUGCUCCCCAGAUGUUACAAUUUGGGCAAGCCCAAGGCAUUCCAAUUCUCUUCUGAAUGUACCUCUCUGUCAGGGCUUUUGUGACCAAUGGUACAAAGCAUGCGAGAAUGAUCAAACCUGCGUUCGGGACUGGAAUGCAGAUUUGAAAAGGUCAAAUCGUACUUGGGGCAUCUGCACCUCGGACUGUAUUCCUUUCAGUAAGAUGUACAAGAACGGAAAAGAUCUAUGUGAGACCAUAUCUGGAAGUUCUUUCAAGGUCAGAUCCUGUAAUUGCCUGAACAUGGACGAGAAUGACGAGGAGGUGAUUAAAACCCUGAUGCAGGAGGAUAGCACCAAGGCUGGUAUUAAUGGGGAGCUCCCAUGCAAAGAGAAGCGCAGCACUCGGAACAAGCUGAGGCGCUCCAUCCGCACGCAUUCACUUUUCGUGGAAGACAUCGAUGGCAGUGGAAGCGGGUUCCCGACGACUGAUUAGUUAAACUACGGUUGCUGUCUCUCUUUUGUUUUGCAUAGUUGCUGCUCCUGUUAAAACCUGCUCCUUGCUGUAUUCACAUUGAUAAAUAUUCCAGAGUUAAUACUCACCAUCCCAGUCCUCUUUAUUCUCUAUUCUAGCAUGCAACCCAUCUACAUUUCAACAAACUCCAUCAAAUUCCCUCCUAAUUUAAGUCCAAAGUCAACGAAAGCACCAUGAAUGAGAGUUCAGAGAAAGAAAAAAACAACCUCCUGUUCUUCUUCCUAUAUCCUCACAUUUUCCUUCUCACAAACUAGCUGAUUCAGGAUUAAGUUUACAGCCAAGUUAAUAUUUUAGCAUUACUAUCAAGCUGCUAAUCUCAGCAGUGAAAAAAUGCUGCCACACCAUCUUGAGCAUUAAGCUGAGACGUCCGGUAUCCAAAUUUGGUAUCUUGGCUUCCAUUAGACUCCACCGAAGAAAAAGUCAGAUAUGUUUUAUCCAUCAGUUCCAAAUUACCACCACCUAACUAUAUAUUGAUCAUCAUCCAAAAAUAACACAAAAAUAGAGAAGGAUGAAUGGACCUUUAAAGAAUGAACUUUUAGCAAGAAUUAGACAGUAAUGUCAUCCCCUCAGGAAAUUAGACAUACAUAAUGGGCCUUUCUCCAUCCCGAAUACAAUUCUCGGGUUCACAUUUUGAUCCACCGAGUCAUUCCCCUACACAGAACUUGUGUAGAUUUCUUCAAAAGACAUUCCUUAAAUCAAGACAAAUGACUCUGCAAGUUCAACGACCAAGUAGAUCAAACUUAUGGAUGCAGUCCCUAAGUUGUGAAGGACAACUCCAGGUUGUUAAUCCAAUCUUACAACGGACUCUGACCUCCUCCGUGGACUGGAAUGUCUCUGGAACCGUUAUUUUGGGAGGAGUAAUUGAACAUCUAAAUCCAUGUAAACAUUUAGUCCUGUAAGAACCAACUAAGUUGUCCAAGAAACUUAACAGCAGAUUCUAUUCCAAAUUGCUAUCAUUCUUUUUGCUGAAUUUAGGAAGAAAUAUCUGAUAAGAUUAGGAUUUGAUAACAUUGUACUCCUAUUUUCUCGUUCCUUGUUUUGCAGUCUAAAAAGUUAAAAUUACCUGCUCACAGCAAUUCCUCACUUCAUUUUGAAACUCUGGAUCACACCUCUGAAAUAAUUUUGCCAGAGAAAACAGACUCAAUAAUAUACAGAACAUAUGACAUUAAAAUAGAGAACUAAUCCAACAGUAUGCAAUCACUUCACUCAAAGUUCCAAGUAGCACUGUCAUCUCCAUUCCCUUUGGGCAUGGUUUGUAUUAAACAUAUAAUGCUUGUGAUAAGGGAAGGAACAUUUGGGACAAUUCUCAAGCCACCUGCGCUUUCGCAGCAAACUUUUAGAAGCUACAAUUCUGCAGUCUCAGUUUAAACUGUGUGAAAUUUGCUUGCUCUGAUCCUAACUCCUACUAUUAGGAAAGAGGAGAAUUUAUAUUUAGCACUUUUAACAAUUGCUGUAAAAUUUGAGUUGUAGACCACCAUUUGCUUGGGCCACAUAGCCUAUUACUGUUGGAUAGGUGGUUGUGUAUGUGUGUGUUUGUGGGGGGAGGAAGCAGCAUGUGAGGAAUAGUCUAAUAAUAAUCUAUACGUUGCACCUUGUAUUUAAAGAACAUAUAAGCAUUCACAAAGAUAUAGUUUACUUGCUGGAUUAUUACAUUUAGACUUUCUUGCUUCUGAAAUGGUCUUGAGAUAUUUCUGUAAAUUUCUAAUAGAAAUUAUUAUAGAAUUAAA